Molecule: messenger RNA, 3212 nt
Organism: Rhinolophus ferrumequinum (greater horseshoe bat)
Lineage: Eukaryota; Metazoa; Chordata; Mammalia; Chiroptera; Rhinolophidae
Gene: TMEM200A
Product: transmembrane protein 200A
Exons: 2
Coding region: 558-2033 (491 amino acids)
Source: RefSeq, a predicted model, not a curated record
GAGGUUUCGAUGAGAUCCAUCUGGAGCCGAGCAGAAAACUUUUCCCUUCCCUGUCCCCGGGUCCCUUUUGUCUUUCUUGGCAGCGGUGGCGACGCCUGAGCUGCGAAUCCCUGUCCCCGGCCCGGCGCACAGCGUCCGGUGACCUCCGAGGGCAGGAGUUCUCGGACGCUGUGCAUCCUAUGGCGGCGGCCCGCGGCCCCUCGACCCGCGGCGGGCACGGGCAGCGGCGCGCCCUUCCCCCAGAGGCUGCCGCCGCCCCUCGGGUGCCGGAGUAGGGACGCCCCCGCUCCCCUCCACGGUCCCGCGCCCCUCGCCGCCCGCCCCCUCGCCUGACUCAUUCGCCCGCGGUGUCCGCUGCUCGAGCCCCGCCGGGAUGGGGAGGGCGAGAGCGGCAGCCGGUGGCUGCCGAGAUUCCUGCUGACGCCCGGGACCUUGCCGCCUCCCCCUUCGCUCGUUUUCCGAGGCGCCAGACGUCCCAACAGCUCCAGGAGUGACAGCCCGGAGAGGCGACUGGACCUCUGAGUCCCCGCGUUCAGGACAGAAUAAAAGCCCAAGCUAUGAUAGCGACGGGUGGAGUGAUAACUGGCCUGGCUGCCUUGAAAAGGCAAGACUCGGCCAGAUCCCAGCACCAUGUCAACCUCAGCCCAUCUCCUGCUGCUGAAGAGAAGAAACCAGUCAGGCGUCGGCCUCGUGCCGAUGUCGUGGUUGUUCGAGGGAAAAUUCGGCUUUAUUCCCCAUCUGGAUUUUUCCUCAUUUUAGGAGUGCUUAUCUCUAUUGUAGGAAUCGCAAUGGCAGUCCUUGGAUAUUGGCCUCAAAAAGAACAUUUUAUCAAUGCUGAGACAACAUUGUCGACAAACGAAACUCAGGUCAUUCGGAACCAAGGUGGUGUGGUGGUUCGCUUCUUUGAGCAGCAUUUACAUUCUGAUAAAAUGAAAAUGCUGGGCCCUUUCACAAUGGGAAUUGGCAUUUUCAUAUUCAUUUGUGCUAAUGCCAUUCUUCAUGAGAACCGUGACAAAGAAACCAAAAUCAUACACAUGCGGGACAUCUACUCCACUGUCAUAGACAUCCACACGCUAAGAAUCAAGGAGCAAAAGCACAUGAAUGGCAUCUACACUGGUUUGAUGGGAGAAACAGAAGUAAAACAAAAUGGGAGCUCCUGUGCCUCCAGACUGGCAGCAAAUACCAUUGCCUCUUUCUCGGGUUUUAGGAGCAGUUUUCGGGUGGACAGCUCUGUUGAGGAGGAUGAGCUCGUGCUAAACGAAAGUAAGAGUUUUGGGCAUCUUAUGCCUCCUUUGCUCUCUGACAGCUCUGUCUCUGUCUUUGGCCUCUAUCCACCUCCUUCCAAGACAGCUGAAGAUAAGACCAGCGGCCCUAAGAAAUGUGAAACCAAGUCAAUUGUGUCAUCAUCCAUCAGCGCUUUCACACUGCCUGUGAUCAAACUUAACAACUGUGUUAUUGAUGAGCCCAGUAUAGAUAACAUCACCGAGGAUUCUGAGAACCUCAAAAGUAGGUCAAGGAAUUUGUCCAUGGAUUCCCUUGUGGUCCCUUUGCCCAACACCGGUGCGUCCUUCCAGCCUGUCAGCAUGGUGCUUCCCCGGAAUCAUUCCAUGGGGGAGUCACUGUCAAGUCAGUACAAGUCUUCGGUGGCCCUUGGACCUGGGGCUGGACAGCUCUUGUCUCCUGGAGCUGCCAGAAGACAGUUUGGGUCUAACACAUCCUUGCACUUACUCUCAUCACAUUCCAAAUCCCUAGACUUAGACCGAGGUCACUCCACCCUAACUGUUCAGGCAGAACAGCGGAAACAUCCAAGUUGGCCUCGGUUGGAUCGAAGCAAUAGCAAAGGAUAUAUGAAAUUAGAGAACAAAGAGGACCCCAUGGAGAGGUUGCUUGUGCCCCAGGCUGCAAUCAAAAAAGACUUUACCAAUAAGGAGAAGCUUCUUAUGAUUUCAAGAUCUCACAAUAAUUUGAGUUUUGAACAUGAAGAGUUUUUGAGUAACAACCUAAAGCGGGGAACUUCUGAAACAAGGUUUUAAUGUUAAAAAAAAUAUAAUCAUUUUACAAGGCUAUAUAUUUUAAAACUAUUUUCACCAGUGUUUCAUUGUUAAAGCAUUGGUUGUAAGCCUUUUUAAUCAAAUGGUUUAUAGUGUAUUAGAUAUGGCUGCUUAAUUUUGUAAUGGAGAUAGCUGUAUGUUUGGGUUACUAAGAUUGCAGUACUCUACAUUAUCACGAUUUUAUUUUUUCCAUUCCUUUGAAAGCAUGAUGUCUUUUCUUAAAAUGAAUAUAAAAUACUUCCAUCUGAAUUAAAGCUCCUUUUCUUUACUUUUAAGAUCUCGUUGAUGGUCAUAUUCAUAGAAUGACAUGUCCAGUUUGGAAAAGGAAGGGUAUCCAAGUAUGGACUAGAAGUACCAAAUUCAGGCCCAAGCCUCAAUAAAUAUUUAUAAAUGAGUGUGAGUGCGAAUCUUACGUAGGUGUGAUUUUUCUGAAUAACUGCUCUUAUAUAGGAUUGGUUAGAUUAUUUAAAAGGAAAAAGAUCUAGCUAGCUUCUGUCCCAGCUAAAUAAUAUGGUUUAGUUCUGUGUGAGCUAAUUGCUAUUGGUUAAGUUGGUAGUUACGUAGUAUUUUUUUCAACAUCAGUUCUAUUUUAGUGAUAUAUUAUCAAGAAACCAUGUAUUUAAGAGCCAUGGCUGAGAAUGGGAGAUAUUCUUAGGGGUAAAUAAUCAAAAUGCUGUCAGCUAUAACUUUAGAUAUUCAGAACUGAAAUUUCUUUGUGAAUGACUUGAAAAAUGAAUGGACCAAUUACGUUUUUAGAAAUGCUACCUUGAUACAAUUAAAUACAUGAAGAAACUGUUGACUAAUGAAUGAAAAUACAUUAUUUGCUACUUAAUGCUAACUAGUCUCAGUACCUUUUGUGAGCCAUCUCUAUUAUCAUCCAAUAUCCAUUCAUUUUCACAUCCUUAUUUGUCUCCAAUACGUUUUAGAUUCUCUUAUAUGGAAAAUAAUCAGCUAACCUUGACAUUUCCUUUUAUCUUCACGUAUCACUAGCUUGGUGGUUCAAGAAAAUUUAGUCCUUGGUAAGUUGCCUUGAAAUUUACCUUGUGCUGGAAAGCUUUAUGAUGACUCCAAAGACUUUCUAAUGAUAUAAUACAUUUUUAGGAUUGUGGUCCUCAGUUAUUGAAGAUAAUAAAUGUUAAAAUGGAUGUUUCCAUGAGAAAA